GAUGUGCCUUUGGAAAACAUACAGCAUUGUAUUAUGAAGAAGCAGUGUGUACUUAGCUUAGAUUCCUUGUCUAUGUCCAACCAUAGACCGUCAAUUUAGUUCCAUCUUUAGCCGCUAGGUGCUGCCAGCAAGUAUAAAGGGAGCGCAGCCAUCUUUGAUCUUCAUAGCGUUGUGUACUUUCGUACUGUGAAGUCGCAAGUCCACAAAUAUUUAUUCGACUUCUUAUUAAUUGCAAAAAAUAUUUAUUUUGUGUUUCUAUGAGUGUUAUUUUGCAAUCAUUACGAGUAUUAUUUACCAAUCCUAUCAUCGGACGCCAUGAAUCACGCGUCAUCUGUUGGAGGUGAUGUUGAGUCAAGCUCCAUAAUUUCCGAGAGGGAAGAUGUCCAGGCGAGACGCGAUGGAGACGCCUCGCGUUCGAACAACUCGUCAAGCGAAAAAGAACAAAAGGAGUCUCUGCGUAAGAAACGACGGGAUUCAAAGGUAACGGUCGAUCUUCGAAUCGGCUCGUUAUCCCACCAGGUCAGUGACGUUGUAAAUCUAAUAAUGCAUCAACUGUGUGUAACAAUUGAAUGUAACGAAAAAUGUUGUAAACAAAUUGAUCUCGUCAAUACGGAAAUUUUGACAAAAACACAACAGAUUUAAACUCUAAUAAUCUUUGUAACAUAAUUACUGAAAACUUUGACAAAUCGUCUCCGUCGUACAAGUUACCCGUAAAAAGCGUUUUAAAUUGUAUACGGAAAAAAGGGCCGUAUGUAUAGAAAUAACACGUCAAAGUUUAAUUUCCGUGGUCUCUAACAAAGUAUCCUGUUGCCAACGCACCACUCAUUGGGGAAUUUUUGUUUGAUAAUAGUAAAUUGAAAUCUAUUCAGUCCCUCGGAGGGCUACAAUCCUAUUUGUCACGAUCUCGUACAAAAGGUAAGCCAAACAUUAUAAACAAUCAUAGUCUGUAACAUCUGGCACAAUCCAGAGGGGGGCAAUUGAAGACACCGACGGGAGGCACUGAGUGCCACCAAAAUUGUAAUAAUUUGUAAAUCAUGUAUGGUUACCAAAUACCGUAAAAAAAAAAAAAAAAAAAAAAAAAACAAAAAAAAAAAAAAAACUACCUUUUUUCUGCGGAAGAAAAGCGACGGAUCAAUGCGUCCAAUUUUGGAUCUUCGAGAGUUGAACAAGGUCGUAAAGAUAAAACACCUAACUGUUUUCGGACACCUAGGUACCAAACUUUCUCCACCCAGGGGACUGGAUGAUAGAAUUGAACAUUUCUCAGGAAUAUUUUUCUAGUAUCAGUCGCAAAAUUUCGUCGAUACUUCUUGAGGAUCACUACCAAGGUACCAGUAUCAGUACCUCCAGGAAGGAAUCGGUACCUUCUUAUGAGUUAGUAUGAAAUGACAUGCCUACCCUUCGGUCUGGCUUCAGAGCCACACCUUUUUGCUUCUAUAACAUGCGGGUCGCAGAGACCUUGCGUGCAAAGGGAACUCGAGUGCUAGUGUCUACUAGACGACUUCCUUUUUGGUCGACCAAGACAAAUCCAAGUUGAAACUUCAGGCUGCAGAAGCUGUGAAGCUUUUGGAUUAACCUUUUUUGCUUCCAUAGCAUGCUGGGUCGCAGAGACCUUGCGUGCAAAAGGAACUCGAGUGCUAGUCUACCUAGACGACUUCCUUUUGGUCGACCAAAACAAAUCCAAGUUGAAACUUCAGGCUGCAGAAGCUGUGAAGGUUUUGGAUUAUCUGGGCUGGCAUGUCAAUUUCCAUUAUAUAGGGUGCUCGGUCGCUCGGUCGCGGAGAUAUUGCGUGCAAAGUCGAGUGCUAGCUUACCUACACGACUUAAUCUUGUUUCACCAAGACAAAUAAACGUUUUUGUUCCCAUAGCAUGCUCGGUCGCGGAGACCUUGCGUACAUAGGGAAGUCAAAUGUUAACGUACCUACGCGACUUUCUCUUGGUCCUUGAAGACAAAUACACCUUUUUGCUUCCACAGCAUGCUCGGUCGCGGAGGCAUUGCGUGCAAAAUCGAAGUGCUAGCUUACUUACACGACAUGAUCUUGUUUCACCAAGACAAAUAAACGUUUUUGCUCCCAUAGCAUGCUCGGUCGCGAAGACCUUACGUACAUAGGGAAGUCAAAUGUUAACCUACCUACGCGACUUUUUCUUGGUCCAUGAAGACAAAUACACCUUUUUUGCUUGCAUAGCAUGCUCGGUCGCGGAAACAUUGCGUGCAAAGGGAUGUUGAGUGUUAUCCCACCUACGCAAAUCCCACCAGGUCCAUCAAAAGAAGUCCAAGUUGAGUCUUCAGGCCACAUAAGCUGUAAAGCUCUUGGAUUAUUUGGGCUGCCAAGUCAGCCUUACAAAAAAUCAAUUAGUACACUGGUUCAAGAGAUGACAUGUCUAGGGAUUCGAUGGAAAAUUGCGAGAAACGAAGUGGCCACUCAACAACAUCCUAGCUCAAACUCUGACGGAAUUACAUCAAUCUAUGCUAACUUGCAAAUUUUCUUGCGAAGUUUCAAGAAAAGGGGUAAAAAACAGGCCAUCCUGCAUGUGUUAACAAUUAAAUGCAGUGCUGACGCGAAGCCACAUGUUAGACAUUGCCGAUACACAAAACCAACCAUUUCCUGGCAACGGAAGCUUCGGACAUGUGUAGGGGUUACAAAUGCAGUGCUGACGCGGAGCCACAUGUCAAACAUUGCCGAGACCCAAAACCAACCAUUUCCUGGCAACGGAAGCUUCGGACAUGGGUAGGGGUUACAAUUAGACAAAAUAUUAACGUCCUGUCUAUGGUCAGCUCAACAACAGAAACGGCUCACCCACAAAAGAGCUAUUUGCAAUGGUAGUGACAAUCAAAAUGAAUCUGAAAGUAUUUCACUAACGUUGACCUUUCGAUUUUUAAACCUAAGCGAUAAGUUCAAGAUAACUGUCAGCUUAUCUCUCGGGGAGAUACAACAUCAUAGCCGACAGGCUAUCACGAGGAAAUCAACCUGCGAAAUGGCACUUUUUACCACAAGUGACCACAAAAGUUUUUCGAAAGUGGGGUCAUCCGGAUAUAAACCCAUUCGCCGACCAAGAUUGGAUACCUUCAGCAGACCGUAGAGGAUGCAACUAGCAUGGAGAAUUCCUCCUUUCAACCUUCUCCCCAAAGUACUGACUCACUUCAACAGUGUCUAGGGAACCUACCUGGUAGUGUUCCCAGACUGAGCGAAAGCAUUUGGGUUUCCAAGCCCUCAGAUCCCGAACGCUAGAUAACUCGCACGAAAUCCAAAACCUGCCUCCUCCACAGGUUAAACAUUAACCCUGAAAGCUUAGAAAGGGGGGGGGGGGGGUUGUACAAAUAAUGACUGGUCUAAACAGGAGAAGAUUUGUUGAAAAUUAGCUGGUGUCAAUCCACUUUGUCAGCAUACUUACCAGCAACUAGAAGAUGGUGCAUAUGGUGGUACAGUUUUAAAAUUGAUCCUAAGUCUGCAGAUGUUGCCAAAUUCUUUCUUCUUUUCCAAAAAGAAAAUUUUGCCUAUAAAACAAUCCUUCUGCAUCAUAAAGCAGCGCUGUCGACUUUCUGUGGGCGAAAUACAUGUAGGACAGCAAACAUUCUCAAGCUCUCUAAUAAAAAUUGCUAUUUUAAAAAAGCCAUCGGAAUAGCUAAACAAAAUUCAACUACUUAUUACAAUUUUACUAAGUGUAGUCCCAUUCACAUAAGAUCCGAGAAUAGUUCUAAACUGGUUUUCUUCAAACCCAGCCACCACAUCACGCCUCAAUGUAGCUUGAAGGACACCAACAACCAUGUUGCUGGCUACGGGACGCAGAGUUAAUGACCUUACUUUGCUCAACAUUUCUAAAGACAGUUUCUUUGAUAACAGAGAAAAACAUCUUUCUGAUACCAGUCUUUGGGUCUAAAAUUGAAAUCCAUUUUCGUCAAUAAUCUGCAUAAGUGCUUUCUAAACAUGAAACUAAAGACAUGCCCGGUAAGAUUCGUAAGGACUUUUUUCUAACUAUGUGUGUUGUCACAAAAGCGGCAUCCCGUACUGUAAUUGGAAACUGGUCUUCGUUCAACCUUACGAGGUAAUGGCAUCAACGCAUCUCUAAGAAGUGGUAGAUCAGCAGUAGCCUCUGAGAUGGAUUGAUAAUGAACCAAUGGACGAAAUACUUUCUAGAGGCAAUUGCAAAUCAUCCAAACGUUUAAAAUAAUUAUUGCCGAAUAAUAGAGCUUCGUAAAGAUCCUCACGAUUCUUUUUUUCAACACAUUUACUUCUACAUGAUGUAUAUACAUCAUUUAUACAAUUUAUACAUUUUCUUGUAUAUACAAGAUAAAAUGUUUAUUACAAACUUAUAAAUAUUUUUUAAUUAUUGAAUUAACGUGGAAGUUAACAACUGUUUUUUCGAUUUAAUAAUUAUAUAAAUUAUGAACAUUAUCAUUGCGCUUCAUAAUUUUAUUAUGGCUUUACCUAUUUCAUCAUAGCGUUGUGCUUAAUAAUUUCACCAGCAGAUAACAAACACGUCUUCAUAAUACAAUGCUGUAUGUUUUCCAAAGGCACAUCAAUAUUACGGUUUUACAUAACAAUAAAACCGAUAUUAUGUGCCGAGAAGGAAAACAUACAGCAUUGCAGGAAGUUCUUCCUGGUGAAGACUAUGAAGAUCAAAGAUGGCUGCGCUCCCUUUAUACUUGCUGGCAGCACCUAGCGGCUAAAGAUGGAACUAAAUUGACGGUCUAUGGUUGGACAUAGACAAGGAAUCUAAGCUAAGUACACACUGCUUCUUCAUAAUACAAUGCUGUAUGUUUUCCUUCUCGGCACAUAAUAUCGGUUUUAUUGUUAUGUAAAACCGUAAUAUUAAAAUUUAUACAAUUACAAUUUAAUUCCUACAUACUUUUAAAUAAGUUGUGGAAAAUCUAAAAAUUGGAUUAAGACUAGCCAUACUUCGAGAUGGCAAGCGGCACUUGGGAGGAGUUCUUCGCGGCUCACCUACCUCCGCCUGACUUCGAAGACAACAGAUCGCUAUUGAAGGAGUUCUGCGAACGCCAUGAUCAAUACGGCAACAGGAUUGCUCUAGUGACCUCAGGUGGAACGACAGUGCCACUAGAGCACAAUACGGUGCGUUUCGUGGAUAACUUCAGCGCCGGCACACGAGGCUCUGCUUCUGCCGAGUAUUUCUUGGAGCAUGGCUACGCCGUGAUCUUCAUGCACCGGCAGAAGUCUUUGGAGCCUUUCACGAGGCACUUCAGCGGGCAGAAGUUGCUCGAUAUGCUGGAUAUUCAGGAGCGAGGACCCAAUACGACAAUAACCGUGAAGCCGGACAGCGUGGACGUUUUGGCUCCGAUCCUGCUGCGGUACAAGGCGGCGCAUUCGGCGGGAGCGAUCCUGCAUGUUUCGUUCACGACGGUGUCGGAGUACUUCUGGCUGUUGCGUGCCGCCUGCGAGUGCCUCACCAACCUCGGACCCCGGGCCGUGCUGUAUCUAGCUGCGGCCGUGUCCGACUUCUAUAUCCCCAAGGAUCGAGUUCCCACUCAUAAGAUGCAGUCGGCAAGUGGAGCCCCGGUGAUCCAGCUCCAGCUGGUACCGAAGAUGCUGGCGCCGCUCGUGAACCUCUGGGUUCCGGAGGCCUACGUGGUCUCCUUCAAGCUGGAGACGGAUGAGAAUCUCCUCGUGCCCAAGGCCAGAGCUGCCCUCGAUAAAUACAAACAUAAGAUGGUAGUGGCUAAUUUACUUCAGACGCGUCAUCAUCGUGUGAUACUCGUGACUCCGGACGAGACGCAGGAAAUAUUACUCACCCGGGAGGAGGUUCAUGCGGGUGUGGACAUCGAAGCAUCAAUAGUUCUGGAGCUGGUCCGUCUCCACGCGGAGCACCUGGCCCCCUGCGGCGCCCCCCCGGUGGCCCCCCACGGCUCGCUGGCCCCGCUGGCCCCCCACGCGCCGCCGACGCCGCGCACCCCGCGCUGACACUCGCGCACCCGACGCCGUCUCUACCUCACCGCCGACUAGACUGCACUAGCGCCCCCACAGAACAAACCACACCAUUGCGAUCAUAGUCGGUAAAAUCAAUAAAUUAUAUCCUAACUGUCCAUAUUUAUGUUGAGUUGUCAAAGCUUUAUAAUGCUUUUUUGAGAGCGUUAUAACUCAUCAUGAAUUAGUGCCAUACUUAAACCAUACUUUCGGAGACGCUUUAGAUAUUUGCUUCUAGAUUUUCCAUACAAUUGGUAUGCAUUGGAUUUAUUAAUUAAAUUUGAUAAGCGGUGAUCCUUGAUGAACGCGACCUUUGUUCACGAACAGAUCCAAAAAAGAUCCAGAAACUCUACUAAAAUGAUUAUAUAGUAAUUAAAACUUUGAUAAUUUUUUAUCAAGUUUUUUUUAAAUAGUGAAUACCGCUCGAGGUUAGCCAUCUAAGCGUCACAAGUAUAUUCCCAUAUUCUGAAAAUCAUAAUAAUAUGUAUAUAAUUGGAAGCAGCUUGUUGUCGACGUAUUGCCAUAGUCAAUGGCACGGAUGGCUGCAGUAUUGUAAAGCUAUAGUAAAAAAACACACCCUGUGAACAAGAACGUUAAAGCAAAUCUGAUGAGCGGAAAACCCGUUAGCACCAAUAGAUGCCCACUAAACAUAAAUGGGCCGUGAACUUUUGCAUGCGUAUAGAGCUGCAAUAUUUAUUGUAUACUGAAAUAUUCGUUAAAAAUUGGUUUAACACGUUGAAUGCCACAUGAAAAAUCGAGUAUUUUCAUUCACGCAACGGUGCUCACCGGUGAACCUUAGUGAGCCUUAUUGAACCAUUCGGGCCGUGAGGGUCACCCGUGAGUCGCGUGAGGGUUCCAACGUAAACGCUUUUUACAAGCCACAGAUUUCAGCUAUCAAACAAAAUGGGUAUGGAAGUUAAUGGAAGUGAACCGCGUGGCCCUUAAGCCAAACCAAACAGCGUGGUUUUCAAAUCCAAUAGAAUGUUAUCGUUUUUAUCAAGAUCAAGCCUUUUAAAAUAUCUUAAAAACUAGACUAGUAAUAGUCGGUAAUUUUUAUCUAUUUAUUGUUUUACUUAUAAGUGGUAUCAAGUCUAUACAUGAGGCCGUCAGCGCAAAAGUGACCUAAGCUUACCGUAGCUAGCAUGCAGGCGAUUAGGUUUGAACUUUCAUGAAUUUGAAUUUGAGUAAGCAAAAAACACUACGCGCAAAAAUAAUGCUUACAAAGCUAUCUGUUAUCUAUGGGUGAAACUAUGGAUAGGCCGGUUUUGCAUCAAAAUUUAUUAUAUUUUAAAUAAAUACCAAAAUACCUACGUCAUAUAAGCUUGAAUAAAAAAAAUUGUGGGUUAGGCCACUUUUGCGCUGAUGGCCUCAUAUAGCCUAUCAUAAUAUCAUAAAAACUAGACUAGUAAAAUUCCUUAAUUUUUAUCUAUUUAUUAUUUUUCUUAUAAGUAGUACCAAGGUUAUAUAUAGCCUUUUAAAAUAUCUUAAAAACUAGACUAGUAAAAGGCGCAAAUCUUUUAUUUAGGGUGCAAAUUAUCGCAUUUUAUAAAUUUCUUAAUGAAAAUCUCAAGUUGAUAAAAAGUAUCGAUUCCCUGAUUUUGGCUUGGUCCGAAUGGUUAUAAAAAGCGUUAAACGCGUUAAGAAGCGGUUGAUUUUUCUACAAAUUCCCUAACUGCGUUUUCCUAUUACCUAUAUACAAUGUGUAAACAGUGGGAAUAGAACCAGUGGUUCUAUAAGUCCUGUGGGGGGCGAAUGCCGGGGCGAAGAAGACGUGUCGAUGUUAAUGAUGAUGAACAUUAGAAACAUUAUUCGGUGAUGAGUGUAUAUUUAAAAUGUGGUGAUUACGUGAUGAAUUUACGUGUUACAAGUCCAGUCGCGGAGCGGGAAGAAUUUCGCACGAUAACCUGUUAUUACCUGUUAUUACCUGUCUUUGUUACUCCCGCGUAAAUAUAAGGAGUCUCGCUCGCACAGAUGCAAUGACCACCGUCCUCAGGGAUUGUAAACCUUUUACCUGAGACCGUAAGGUUUGUUCUUGUUUGCAUGUUGGCCUUGAGUAGUAAGGCAAGUAGUAAAUAAGGCAACCAGUAACUCCGAUACAGAGGCAUCGGAUUCUGAUUUUUGAAUUUUCAUUUUAUUUGUCGGCCGAGUUACUGUAAUUGUAACUUGAUUUUUGUAACUGUUAUAAUCUAAAUAAAUAAUUUAUUAUAAUCAUCAUCAUCAUCAUUCUUUCCUAUUACCCUCUGCUGGGGUGUAGGGCUCGAAUGAAAUCCUUCUAUUUACAUCGGUCUUGGGCAGUCUGUUCUAGUUCCUCCCACUCUCUCUCACCCUCGUGCCCCAGACGCUUAACUCCUGCUCCACUGAGCGACGCCAAGUUGUUCUGGGGCGGCCUCUCUUCCUCUUUCCAGACACUUUCCAAGUCAGUGCUCUCUUUGAUAGGCGGGUAUCGGACUUUCUCAAUAUGUGACCAAUCCAAUGCCACUUCCGCGUAAGGAUCUCCAUCUCCAUUGGUGUCUGCUGGGUUAUUCUCCACAGCUCUUUGUCAGUGAUCGUCACAGGCCAAAAGAUUUUCAAAAUCUGACGCAGGCACUUAUUCACAGACACUUGAAAGUCCUAGCGAACAAACCAAGUUUCGCUCCCGUACAGUAAUACAGACCUUACAUUGGAUUGAAAUUAUUAUAAUAGCAAUAAUUUAUUCAACACCUAAGUUAGUAAUUUUUUGCUCCUUUAAUCAUUUUAUGUAAACCGAACUUAAUACAAAAAAGUUUUGUUACCACCGUCAGUAGGUAAAGGGGUCAUUGUACCAAAUUUCUUGCUGCUUCGCGACUGGGACUGUAGUCGUUUGUAAAUGUAGAGAUUAAAAAUAGAGAGACUCGCGUCGAAUCUCUCGGUAUUUUUGUAAGCGUUUGAGGCGUCCAUUAUUUCGUUCUCGAAUACAUUACCAAUGGUUUUCGAAGCAAAACUCUAUGAAAUUCAAACCAAAAAUUUAAAAAAAAAACUAAACUAGUAAGUUAUCUUUUUGAACAUGAAAAUGAAUAAAGUUAAUUAUGCGACUAUUAAAGUAAGUUAAAGAUUUAUUUAAGUUACGCACGACUUAAUUUCACUUUGUUUUUCAAUACAAGUAACAUGUGCAGAUAUUUUAUACCGUAAUACGUCUAGCAGAUUAUAUGUCAUAUUAUAUAAUAUAAAAACUGAAUACAUAGAAUUAUACGAUGGUGUAUUGAGAAAGGCAUUGAUAAAAUCUAUUUUCUUAAAGAUGGGUUUGAUAACUAAUGUCAAUAGAAUCGCUAUUGACAAUGUCAAUACAGUCACUGUCGACGUUUUAUUUUUCCUACCUAUUCUAGUAACCUGGAGGGGUUAUUCUAGAUUCACAGCUCGCGGGGCUUAAACCUGACGUUGUUGCUAACACGAACCCUAGCAAAAGCUGUGCUUCGCAGAAUCUACCACCGGAUCGAAAACGCGACCAACUGAGAAGAUCAGCGAGACGCUAUCGACAAUGUCUAUACAGGCGUUGUCGGUAAUGUCUAUACAGGCGCUGUCGACAAUGUCUAUACAGGCGCUGUCGACAAUGUCAAUACAAGCGCUUUCGACAGUGUCAAUACAGUUGCUGUCAACGGUGUCAAUACAGUCGCUGUCGACAAUGUCAAUACAGUCACUGUCUACAAUGUCAGUACAGUCGCUGUCGACAAAUGUCGCCAUAAUGUUUUUUUUUAAUGUAAUUCUCAAAUAUAUAAUAUGAACCUGAGUAGAUUUAGGGAAAACUUAACAUAUGUAUUAGAGAUAAGACGGAUCUAGUUUAUUUUCAACUCUACGACACUGAUUAAAAAUGUGAUUUUUUUAUUAUCCCUGAUUGACGUUAAGGCCGACUCCGACAGACGGAUCAAAAUCACAUUCUUUUUUUUUAAUCUUCAUCAAUUUGUGGCGUCGAAGAAAUGCGGGAUCUAACCAUCAACCACCUCCACGUGAUAUAGACAGUAGACAAAAUAUCAACUUUAACUUUAAUACCAAGUGGUAUUUUUUAAAUUUGUCUACUUUUUUUUUAAUUUAUGCUUGUGGUUAAUUCGUUUAGGUAAUGAGUUUAUCGACUUUGUGUGUAACAAGAUAAUUAUAAUCGAGGGUUGAAAGGCUAUUUAAUAUAAGCGACAUUCUUGCAACUUUACGAGAGAGCUAUUGAAAGCUUAAAAUUUGGAUAAAAUAUAAACAAAAAUAAUAUUAUUAUACAAAAAAACUUCUUUAGUUACAUAUUUCAGUGGAGUACAAUUAAUUAUUUUGUAGAUCAAUUGGCAAAAUCGAAUUUUUGAUGCCAAUACCAAAUAAAACGGAGUUUUAAUUACAAAGUUAAAUGUCGUGUAUUCAGUGAAAUGUCGCUUAAACCAAAUAGCCUUUGACCUCCCGAUACAUAUCCCAAAAAUGGUCACUCAAUCUCUAAUUGCCUCUGUUUUCAAGAAAUACUCUGCGCGUCAUCUGUGACAUGCAAAUAAAUAAAACUAAACGGUCUGUUGGCAACGACAAAAUAACAGCUUUUAAAUUGAUUGAAUGUAUAUGAACACUUUCUUUUUUGUCAGUCUGUUGGUUUCCGAGUCCGAACUGGAUGGAUCGAUUUGGACGGGACUUUACGUGGAAUAUAACCGUUCCAAACACACUGUAACUAAGUUACAAGCAGUAACUUAGACUUAUUUAAAUUUAAACAAUAAUAGUCCUACGUCAAGAAAAGGAACUCGUUAAAUUGUUAACAAAAUUCAAUUUAAAUAGGGAUGUUAUUAAUAACACAAGUUACGAUAGAAAUUGGGCAGUAGUUAUUACCUACCAAGAAAAUUACUUCGUUGGGAAGAUAGAUGUAUGUAUCUUGUCUUUCUUGUAUUGGACAGAAAUUAAGCUUGUUGAAAUUAUUGAAAAACGACUUUGAAUACUUAGGAAUAAAGUCUGGUUUGAUUUGUCACGUCUGACGUUUGGACUGAAUGAAAUUAUAUACAUAAUGCUGGUAACUCUGCUCUUUUAAGAGGAGACGAAGAGACUUUUUAGAAUAGAUUUAUUGAAAAUUCAUUGCUGCUUUCUCCUUCUAAAUUGACUGAUUAGAACAUGGGAGAGGUAACCGCAUCUCAAACUUCAAAUAUUCAUUUAAAGAUAAUAAUUAUAAGAACCGUUUUUUUUUGACGUUAAAAAAACAAGAUUUUGUAAUAUUUUUAUUAAAAUUCAGUCCUCAUAGUAUUUAAUUCAAAGUUUUUUUUAAAUAAAGGAGCUGAUAGGAAGGUUCGUGUUAUUAUUGACAAAUUUGAACCUUGAUUUGUUUGUAUACCGAUGUCUUGCGAGAAACCGCAAAUAUGUGUAGUUUAGUACUUGAAGCUACCUAAAAAUUUACCUGGAACUUGUAAGAUUAUUAUUUGAAAACCCAUCAUCGCUUACAUUCAACUAUAAAUUUAGGAAGAAAUCGAUUAUGAUCUUCAGAAAAAAAUCUAUAAUAAUAUCAACGUUUGUAAAAUACGUGUAUAUACCAUUGAAAUGGAUAGAUGGAAAUUAAAGGUAGAUGAACUUUAAAAAUGUUAAGCCUUAUCAGAUAAUGAGUCUUCCCGUGUAAAAAGAUGUAACGAUCAUAUUUUUUUAUAUCUGGUAACAUUGAUAUUUUUUCUAAUAACAUUGAACUUAAUUGUGCAGUGCGACUAAAAUUUAAGGAGAUUCAAAAGAAAACCGCUAUUUUUCUUGUUCCGUUGACAUUGUUUAAUUAAGUGAGGGUAGCUUAAUAGGCUAGCACGUUUCCCAGCGUAAAAUAAUAAAACCGACUAUUUUAGGAUUAUCAAUUUUACAGUUUUAUUUAACAAAAAAAUUAUCCAAGAAUUGAAUCUUAAAAUUUUAACAUAUUAGUACAUAUCAGUAAAUUGUUUGACGUGUGUACGAUGUUAAAUGUAUUCUCUCGUUUAUGUUCGCGUGUGAAUAGAUUAUUUAAUCUAUGUGUGUUACUUCUUAAUUAUUGUCUCUGGUUUCAAAGUGGCACAAGUUUUUAUUUUUAUUCAUAUUUAUUAAGGCGUCUUAAUUAUUUAUUAAAAAAACUUUCUAUAAUGGACCUAAAGAUCGAUUAUAAGACUUAAAUUGAAAAAAAAACAAGAAAUGUAAAAAAAUAUCCCCACAUAUUAAAAACUUUGUUUUGAGUCGAAUUAUGUUCCAAAUAGUUCCAAUCAGCACACGGAAUUGCAAAACUAAAAUAAUAAUAAAAUGUAUCUUACAACAUCUUUUAAACAAAAGUUUCAAUGUAUGCUAUAAAGCUUAUUAUACAUCACUGGUUGAGUAUGCAAAUGCAGAAGUUGUUAUGCGAACAUUGUGCAUAAUUCGUAUAUCAUUACACGCUCCUGACUACCAAGCACAGCUGUCAAAUCAGGGGAGCUGAACGCUACAAACUCCUCAACAUGAUGUACAGGUAUAUCCCGCUGUCAGAUGUGCAUCCUGUCAAACUUCAAUAUGUUCCCAUUUCAAAUGUCAACUUUUUGACAUGUGUCACUUUUCAACCAGCGAAUUUUUUUUUUAUAUUUACAGAACAAUGGUGCCUCUAUAAUAAAUCGUUGUUCUAUGGUAAAAUAUUAAUUAAAAUUAAGCAAAAAAAAAAUGUUUUACGCCUUUCGUUUAUAGCGAAUUAGGAAAUUUUAUUAUUAUUAUAUAAUAUGAAAUUACUGUUUGAACAUUUGACUAUUGUUAUUUAAUUAUAUGUAUUGUUGAUUGAUAAUGAAUUAAUUUGAUUUCAAAUUAUCUCACUAUGUUCAUAGCGUAAUGAACGUUGUACAUUGUUCACUAUUAGUAAUCGUGUUUUUGUGAUCGUAUAGAAAUUAAAGAGUUUAUAUUUUAUAAAUGCUGUAUAAUAAUAAUAAUAAUACAUCUUUAUUAUUUUUAGCUUUAAUUGUAUGUAAUAGAUGGAUCUACUCAAAAUUUUAUCACGUUUCUUAGUUUAGUAAUACAUUUAGUAUAGUGAUGACGAUUUGAAUAUUUAUCAGAUUGUAUUAUAUUAUGUGGGCCGUAAACGAAUUGGGCAGCGGAACAGAAUAUACCGUAUAUAUUUACAAAUAUAAGAACUAUUUUCCAAAAUCUUUUAAUUGCAAUAAAAAUCAAAAAUAACAAUUUUAUAAUUUCGCUAAGGUUUGCACCGGUCGUAUUCUGUUACACCCUGUAUAUAAUAAACCUUAAAUUUGGAGGGUAGAGUUAAGAAGAGCUGUGAUUUAUCGGGGACAUGUUAGAAGUGUUCAGGAAAAUAAGCAGCAAAUUUACAAUUUAUAAAAAACAUACCAAAAUAGCGCCAGCGUAGCAAAUGGUGUGUAAUAUGAAUGUGACGAUUGUAAACGGAGUGAACUUUGCAAAGUAGAAAUUAAAUAUAAUAAAAUAUCAAUUCAAAGAGUGUGCUUCUUAAAUCGACCCUCCAUAAUCUUAAAAUAUCUAGAAUGAUAGUGGAGAUGAAUAAAUAUCGAUAAACUUUACUUUAAGAAAAGUCCUUUACGUUUUUUUUAUCUACGUCAUGAAUUUGCAAAUAUUCCGUUAAAUACUUCUAAAGUCUUACAGUAGGUUCUUUUCGGUACAACGUGCGGUUGUACCUCUGUUAAUGUCCACUUUUAAUUUGUUGAAUGAGACUUAUUUGUAAUGGCGCGUCCUUUCAAAUUCAGUUAAUGAUUGACGAAAUUAUAGAUGUAAAGGUUUUGUGUUGCAUACUGUUAUGGUUCAUUCGUUUAUCCUGGAAUCCUGGAAUCGCGACAUAUCCACAACAUUCGGUUUUUUUUAUGAUUGAUGGAUUACUGGUGACUCAGAGGCCUUUCCAGUUUCGCCAGGACAGGUGGGCGAGCAAGGGCUCAGCCAGGAGGAGUGGGAUUUGCUAACAGCUACCCGAACCCCUCCGAAGGAGACCUAACAACUCAAGAGCAUUCGUCUAGAGCAGUGGUCAGCUACCCGUGGCUCUUUGACUCCUCAGCCACGGUUCUUCCGCGAAAUGUCUAAUCCAGGCACGGAAUAUUACUGCCUUCCUUCCGGAAUAUUACGAUCUCAAAGUUAUCGGUGUCAGGAAUUGGAAGGAGAAAGCCUUGAACAGAGCAGUCUAAAGAAACAUACUGGACCAGGCUAAGGCCCACCCUGGGCUGUAAGUCCUAAGAUGAUGAUUAGCUAUGUAAAUUUGACUCUUUUGGUUGACAAGGUUGCCCACCAUUGGUCUAGAACAUCAAUGUCUCUUAGUACCGAUAUGACUUAGUGAUAUGUCUGUGUAUGACGAUAUGUCCUCCUUAAACUAAGGAUUUUGAAAUAAUGUUUUGCUGUGGUCUAUACCUAAAAACAAGAAAUGUUAUAAAAAAUAUGCCCUGAGAUUAAAAACUUUGCUUCGAUUCGACUUGUCUUCGUUGUUCUAAAGGCAAGAUGUAUGUGUGUGUAUAUUUAAAUAUAUUUAUAUGAAUCUAUUGUUGGUUAUUCAUAAAUCUAGAUAUUAGUGGUUCAGUCAUCAAUAGCUAUGCGUCUACGUGUAAGACAAUAAGGUCCAAUAUUCAAAGUUUUAUUAUGACUCGAGUACACGAUACUGUUUUAAUCUUGUUAUUAAAAUGAAUACGUGCUUUGUGAUUUCGUGAAGGAAAAUUUUUUUUACAACUUUAGUUGUAGUCUACUAAUUUGGGUAUGACUGAAAAGACUGCUAUAAUUUUUUAUCUCGCUUUUAAUUUUGACAUUUGACGUUUAUUCUAAAGACCCAGAUCAGAGAUAAAGAUCACGUAAAAGUUAACUCAAAUUUUUAUAGAGUUGGAACAGCCUCUCUGCAUUUGCCGCUAGCAUAUAUUUCGAUGCCUCCAAUGAACACUACGCUAACUCCAAAUUCGUAGGUUUACAGGCGGAGCGUUUAAAAGAAAAAAAAAAAAAACUUUAUUAUUGCAGAUAUAUUUAUGGGUCUUUUCUUGUGUAACUAGCUGAUUUUGACUUUUGCUUCGAACUACAUCAAUAAUGAUUUGUAAUACUUUUAAAAGAGUGAAGCGAUUUGCGUGAAGAACGAAAAUUUAAAUUUUUUUAGUUAGAGUGGUGUUCAUUGGAGGCUUCGAUUUGGUAAAAUCAUAUAAAGUACCCGACGGUAAAUCCUACUUCGGUUUUGGUAGAGCGCUAUCUCUGUCUCAUGAAACACUGGAAGUCCGGUAUGUAAUAGGACCUUGAAAGACUGACAAAAGUCACAAAGGUAAUGUGCGACAGAGAUAGCGUUCUACGAAGCCGAGAUAAUUCGAUUGUCUCUUUCUAUAUGACGAUGUGCAAUGUUUAUCGCCGGGUCUGUAGGCAUCUCCUUUUUGCACCUAGAAAGAGAUUCGGUGUGAUGAGACAAAUGUUUGAAUUUUUAAACACUGCGGCAUGGCUUAAAUAUGGUAUUACAAAGGCUCACUUUACUGCAAUUUAUUAAUUUACUUAUUACUGCUAAAAAUAAAACAGAUUUCCUUCGUAAUCGCUUGGUAGGCUAAGAGGCUAUUCCAACGGACUGGUGGGUAAGCUCAUGAGGCUUAACCUGGGAUGACUUGCCAACACUUCCCUCUUGUGCUCAGCUGAAUCAACCACCGGAUCGGAAUCUCGACCCACCGAAAAAAACCGACGAAAAACUCAGUGGGUUUUGUCUCUUAGUACGUACGGUGACCGAUGCUUGGAGCGCCUAAAAGCAUCGAGAAUAGAACAGUAUCGUGUUCAUCUCUAACUCUUUUUAUCUUACCAAGUAUGUGUAGCGACUCAAAUGGGUAUAUAUUAUUGUCUAUCUUUGUGAUAUUUACUAUAUUGUACUGAGCUCGAUUUCUCUAAAUGUGUGUGUAUUUUAAUGGAACGUGAAUUAAAUAAAUAGUUUAUCAUAUUUUAAUGUA
Bombyx mori (domestic silkworm) is the source of this 15745-nucleotide messenger RNA. It is a transcript of the gene Ppcs, whose product is annotated as phosphopantothenate--cysteine ligase. The transcript is spliced from 7 exons. Gene Ontology annotation, biological process: coenzyme A biosynthetic process. The record is from RefSeq and is a predicted model, not a curated record. The coding region runs from base 4902 to 5915 and encodes 337 amino acids. Gene Ontology annotation, cellular component: nucleus; cytoplasm. NCBI's taxonomy places the organism in Eukaryota, Metazoa, Arthropoda, Insecta, Lepidoptera, Bombycidae. Gene Ontology annotation, molecular function: phosphopantothenate--cysteine ligase activity.